CUUUUCCUUAACAGGACUCUGCCCCUUCCAGAGAGGAGGAGUCAGCCCGUCAACUGUAACAAGAGCUUAUAAACACAUGUGAACUUGGCACUGAGGUGCUGAGCCAAGUGGGAGACAGACUUUCAUAAGGGCUACAGGAACCAAGAGACUGCACCAUGGCAGGGAAGCCCAUUCUUCACUAUUUCAAUGGACGCGGCAGAAUGGAGUGCAUUCGGUGGCUCCUGGCUGCGGCUGGAGUGGAGUUUGAAGAAAAAUUUAUAGAAAAACCAGAAGACUUGGAUAAGUUAAAAAAUGAUGGGAGUUUGAUGUUCCAGCAAGUGCCAAUGGUUGAAAUUGAUGGGAUGAAGCUGGUGCAGACCAGAGCCAUUCUCAACUACAUUGCCACCAAACACAACCUCUACGGGAAAGACAUGAAGGAGAGAGCCCUGAUUGAUAUGUACUCAGAGGGUGUGGCAGAUUUGGGUGAAAUGAUCAUGCAUUUGCCACUGUGCCCACCUGCUGAAAAAGACGCCAAGCUGACCCUAAUCCGAGAAAAGACAACAAACCGUUAUCUCCCUGCAUUUGAAAAUGUGCUGAAGAGCCACGGACAAGACUACCUGGUGGGCAACAAGCUGAGCAGGGCUGACAUCCACCUGGUUGAACUUCUCUACUAUGUGGAAGAGCUGGACCCUAGCCUUUUGGCCAGCUUCCCUCUGCUGAAGGCCCUAAAAGCCAGAGUCAGCAAUCUCCCGGCCGUGAAGAAGUUUCUGCAGCCCGGUAGCCAGAGGAAGCCUCCCACGGACGAGAAAAAAAUAGAAGAAGCCAGGAAGGCUUUCAAGUUUUAAUAAAGCUGGCGGCUGGCGGGGCUGUCUGGGACAAAUUUGAAAUUUUCUAACAAUGAAACAAUAAAGCUCCUGUGAGCAGAUUUACUUCCAAUGUGUUCUUUUUCACUAUGAUCUCCUUCUCGCCUUUAAGGUUUGGAAUUAAAAGACAAAUAAGAACAAGAAACAGAUUAUAUAUUCCCUUAAUAUUUUGCAAGGAUCAUCCUAUAACAUCUGUCACAUAGCCUAUCAAAGAGAAAAGUGUAACACUUUAUAUCUGACAGUCAGGUUUUCUCAGGAAAGAGCUACCUUUCUGGGGUCAUGGCAGAAAGACAUUUUGUUUAAUUCUUUGAGAGAUAAUUUCCAUCUGAUAAUAAAAAUGUCUUUGCUUAUGCA
This is a messenger RNA of Capra hircus (goat), 1196 nucleotides long. Its product is annotated as glutathione S-transferase A1. Gene Ontology annotation, biological process: xenobiotic metabolic process; glutathione metabolic process. The record is from RefSeq and is a predicted model, not a curated record. The coding region runs from base 156 to 824 and encodes 222 amino acids. The transcript is spliced from 7 exons. Gene Ontology annotation, cellular component: cytosol; extracellular exosome. Lineage: Eukaryota; Metazoa; Chordata; Mammalia; Artiodactyla; Bovidae. Gene Ontology annotation, molecular function: glutathione transferase activity.